AUCAGGGCAUAACUUCGACCGAGAACCAUGACGACCGAGGCCGGAAUCGCUGACCUAUAAUGAAUUCACUGAUGAUUUUGAGAGGCAAGGCAUAGACCUGGCACGGGCAACCCACGGGUAACCGUUCUUGAUCCUUGUCCGCCAUCCUCCUCUAGUGUAUCCGCCAGGCGCGGCCUGCUCAUACGACAUUCUGAGCAAUAUGAGGCCGGCCUCGUUGCGCAUACCGCUUUACUGUGUACUGUGGCUGUUCUCUUUCAUCCUCCUGGCGCUGGCGAUCGCUCGCCUGAACUAUACUCUUCAUCUUCCCAAAGGAGAUCCUCUCAAUCAUGGCGCUGAUUUCUAUGACCCUGUGGUCGUAGAGCUUCUAGUCGACUCUUUUCUUGCGUUUGCAUUCGUGCCGUUCGUAUUUAACUUCCUCGACCGCUUCCUCAAUCACAAGAUCUCCAAGGCGGUCGUAGAGGUUAUAGCACUAGCCAUCCUCUGGCUACUCUGGCUGAUUGGGUGUGGUAUCGCCACCAGCAUCUGGCCCAACCUCACCUUCUGCUACAAUUUCACCACAUGUCGCGUCCUCGCAGCGAUGACAGCGUUCGCAUGGCUCGGCUGGCUCACUAUCUGCGCCCUGCUCGUCGUCGGCUUUUUCUCAGUCUUUGUGAAGCAGCGAGACUCCGACCUCGGGAGCAGCGACGGCAUGGUCGAAUGGGCGCGAGGUGUACCAGCGGGGUCGAUCCCGUAA
Messenger RNA from Rhodofomes roseus, 733 nucleotides. RefSeq lists its product as uncharacterized. Bases 200 to 733 code for a protein of 177 amino acids. The record is from RefSeq and is a predicted model, not a curated record. The transcript is spliced from 5 exons. Lineage: Eukaryota; Fungi; Basidiomycota; Agaricomycetes; Polyporales; Fomitopsidaceae.